This is a messenger RNA of Anopheles coluzzii, 2674 nucleotides long. RefSeq names its product xaa-Pro aminopeptidase ApepP (gene ApepP). The coding region runs from base 283 to 2142 and encodes 619 amino acids. Gene Ontology annotation, molecular function: metalloaminopeptidase activity. The record is from RefSeq and is a predicted model, not a curated record. The transcript has 4 exons. NCBI's taxonomy places the organism in Eukaryota, Metazoa, Arthropoda, Insecta, Diptera, Culicidae.
UGCUAGCAACAUCGUUGCUGGCAGUGCGAUUGGGAGUUUUAUUUACUAUUGUAUGUUAUUUUUUGUGUGCAUGAUCGUACAUUUUCUGGUAGCCAUCCUGCUCUCCGUUGGGUUCGUGCACUUUUCAUUCAACAAACAAUCCUUAUCGUCCACCAAAUUGCACUGUGGCUAACGAGAAGAACGGAUUGUAGUUGCAGAAAAGGGAAAGCUCUCCCGACUACCCAUAAACCGAAAACUGCCUUAUCAUUCUAGAAAUUGUGCGGCAACUCCAGCCCGGCCACGAUGAAACCGACCGGCGACGUACUGACCGCCCUGCGGAAUCUGAUGAAGAACCUGCCGAACAAUCUCGGCUCGAUCAACGCGUACAUCAUCCCGUCGAACGAUGCGCACCAGAGCGAAUAUCUGGCGGCGCGGGACGAGCGGCGCGCGUUCGUGUCCGGAUUUGACGGUAGCGCCGGUACGGCAGUGGUUACCGAACGUGAGGCCCUGCUCUGGACGGACGGUCGCUACUACCAGCAGGCGACGAAGCAGCUCGACACCAACUGGACGCUGAUGCGGGACGGCCAGCCCUCAACGCCCUCGAUCGAUGCCUGGCUCGCAAAAGCGCUCCAGCCCGGUGCGCGAGUCGGCGUGGAUGCGAACCUGAUCACGGCCGCCGCCUGGAUGCCGCUGCAAACCUCGCUCAAGACGGCCGGCUGCACCCUGCUGCCCGUCGUUCCGAACCUGAUCGAUCUGCUCUGGAAAGAGCAGCCGGCCGUUCCGCACAAUCCGUUGCUGCCGCUCGCCACGACUUUCACCGGUGCGACGAUCGCGCAGAAGCUGGCGACGGUGCGCGAGAAGCUCGCGGACAAGCGGGCGUCCGUGAUGGUCGUGAGCGCUUUGGACGAGAUCGCCUGGUUGCUGAACCUGCGCGGCACCGACAUCGACUACAAUCCCGUCUUCUUCGCGUAUGUGAUCGUGACGCCAGACGCUCUGUACCUGUUCAUCGAUCCGGCCCAGAUGCGUCCACAGGUGGAAGACCACUUUCGCGCGAACGGCGUCACGGUGGAGGUGCGCGGGUACGGCGAGGUGCACGCGGUGCUGCAGGAGCUGGCGGGCAACAGUUCGACGUCGGCCACGCCCAGCGGCACCAGACCGUUAGUUUGGAUUAGCUCCGGCUCGAGCUACGCGCUGGUCGCGCUCGUGCCGGAGGAGCGGCGACUGAACGACAUCACACCGAUCAACCUGAUGAAAGCGGUCAAAAACGAAACGGAAGCGAAGGGCAUUCGGGACUGCCAUGUGCGGGAUGGAGUGGCGCUCUGCCAGUACUUUGCGUGGCUCGAGCGCUGCAUGGCCGACGGCACGCCGGUGGACGAGAUUAGUGGGGCGACCCGACUGGAGGAGCUGCGCAGCCGGCAGGCACACUACCAAGGGCUGAGCUUCACGACGAUCAGCGCGUCCGGGCCGAACGGAUCCAUCAUCCACUACCAUCCGCUGCCAGAAACGAACCGCCCCAUCACGGCGAACGAGCUCUACCUGUGCGAUUCCGGCGCUCAGUAUCUCGAUGGGACCACGGAUGUGACGCGCACGAUGCAUUUCGGGCAGCCGACGGCGGAAGAGAUACGCGCGUUCACGCACGUGCUCAAGGGGCAGAUAAGUCUCGGGACGGCCAUCUUCCCGCGCAAGGUGAAGGGUCAGUUUUUGGACACGAUCGCGCGAAAGGCACUGUGGGACAUUGGAUUGGACUAUGGGCACGGCACCGGGCACGGCAUCGGCCACUUCCUCAACGUGCACGAAGGCCCGAUGGGUAUCGGCAUUCGCUUGAUGCCGAACGAUCCGGGGCUGGAGGAAAACAUGUUCCUUUCCAAUGAACCCGGCUACUACAAGGACGGUCAGUUUGGUAUUCGCAUCGAGGACAUCGUGCAGGUGGUGACGGCCAACGUGGGUACCAACUUUGAUGGGCGCGGCGCACUCACCUUCCGCACGAUAACCAUGUGUCCGAUCCAGACGCGGCUGAUUGAUGUCACACUGCUGACUGCGAAGGAGCGCGACCAUUUGAAUGCGUACCAUCAAACUGUGCUCGAUACGCUUGGGCCUCUUCUACGCGAAACAAACGAUCUGGACACGCUCGCCUGGCUAGAGCGUGAAACGAAGGCUAUAUAAAAAGCGCAGGAAGGGAAGGGGGCGAUUGGCAAAAGUGCAUGUGUAGGGCAGGCGAGUAACGAGCAUAGGGAUGGCCAGCGCCUGAGUCACUGGCUUCCAAGCGCACGAGAAGCGACAAACGUGUGCAGCCGAUAAUACCGUACUUUGGCGUGUACAACGACCCACUUUGAGGUCGGAAAAGGCCAAAAUCAGAUUCAGGGGGUCGUGUUAUGCACAACUACCCGUACUACUUUUCGAUUACACCUGAGACAUUACAUCCGAUCACAAACAAAGACAGUCUCGUGCAUGGUUAUCCACAAAGACACAAGGAAAGAGUUGUGGAAACUGAAGAAACAAGUGAUCUCACUGGUUCUUUAAAUUGGUGAUUCAAAUUCAUAUCAAGGAACCACUUAAGGCAUGAGGUCAAAAACUAAAGCUCAGAAAAUACCCCAACAAUAUGAUGGUAAACACUGAUGGCCUUCCAUUCGCUUGUCCUAGAAGUACGAAAAUAAAUCGAAUUUUGAUUUGAAUCAAAAUGAUAGCAUGGAUAAAA